This is a messenger RNA of Saccostrea cuccullata (small rock oyster), 1334 nucleotides long. RefSeq names its product phospholipase B1, membrane-associated-like. The record is from RefSeq and is a predicted model, not a curated record. Gene Ontology annotation, molecular function: A2-type glycerophospholipase activity; retinyl-palmitate esterase activity; phosphatidylcholine lysophospholipase A1 activity. The transcript has 13 exons. NCBI's taxonomy places the organism in Eukaryota, Metazoa, Mollusca, Bivalvia, Ostreida, Ostreidae. The coding region runs from base 45 to 1277 and encodes 410 amino acids. Gene Ontology annotation, cellular component: brush border membrane. Gene Ontology annotation, biological process: phospholipid metabolic process.
AUAUGGCAGGGGAAUGGGGACAGUUAGACACUUAAUAUCACGAUAUGAUAAGCGAUCUGAGAGCCAUAUCUUCUCCCUGCUGUACUGCCAUCAUGUUGUUUGCGGUAAUUUUUCUUCUAAGUGUCACCAGUGCUCAAGGCGGUUGGUAUGACAGAUAUGUCAAGUUUUUCAACGAGACCUUGCCGAACAAUAGUACACUUAUGGAGCAGUGGAGAACUCAUUUAAAAUUAUGGCACGAAAAUGGCAGUCGCAGUAAAAGAUAUCCAAUUCCAAGCUUUGAGUGUCAUAACACCCACCCACACAAUGGCCAUCAUGCAACAAGUGUUCAUGAUCUUCAUCCCGGAGACGUUCGUAUCAUUGCUGCCAUGGGAGAUUCCCUUACGGCUGGUAAUGGUAUUCUUGCGUCCAACAUCAUUGGAGAUUUCAUUGAAUACAGAGGUCAAGUUUGGAGCAUUGGUGGUGAUGGAGACCUUAGCAACACCAUUACAUUACCAAAUAUUCUGGAGAAAUUUGGUCAGUUCCUAUGGGGUCAAUCCUAUGGGACCGGAGGAGUGGGGACUACGAACUCCAUGCUGAACUACGCUGAUCCCGGUGAUGUGUCCGCAAAUAUGCCCGGUCAAGCUAAUGCGUUGGUACAAAGACUGAGGACGGACACGCACGUGCGAUUUAAUGACGAUUGGAAAGUACUGACGUUGUUUAUCGGCGGAAAUGAUCUUUGCGAUUAUUGUCACGACCAGGCUGGCUACUCAGCUGCCAACUACAUCAAACACAUUCGGGAUGCCUUGGAUAUUUUACAUCGGGAGGUUCCGAAAAUGUUCGUUAACCUGGUAGAGAUAUUUGACAUUGCUCCCAUUGCAGCCAUGGAUGGCGGGUUCAUUUGCAAUCUCGUCCACAAUGUUGUGUGUGACUGCGGCCAUAACAAAGCUAACUCUCAGAUGUUAAGAAAUGCGGCCAUUGCUUAUCAACAGGAACUCCGGAAUCUGGUCAACUCAGGACGAUACGAUACACGGGAUGAUUUCACUGUCGUCCUUCAGCCCUUCUUUAAGAACACUGAACCACCAACCUUAGGUACCGGUUCCAUUGACUUGAGUUUCUUCUCUCCUGACUGUUUCCACUUCAGCCAAAAGGGACAGUUUGCUGCCGGACUCUCACUCUGGAAUAACAUGUUGGAAGCACCCAACUUUAAACAAGAACAGUGGCAUCUGUAUGGUGACUUCCAUUGCCCGGGAACACAUGCUGGCCACGACCACUCUUUCUUCACAACCUACAAAAAUUAAGAUUUUUUUUCUGUGAAAAAGGUGAAUUGUUAAUAUUUAAGGAAAUAAACAUAAUGU